Messenger RNA from Echinococcus granulosus, 435 nucleotides. RefSeq lists its product as hypothetical. The record is from RefSeq and is a predicted model, not a curated record. The transcript has 3 exons. NCBI's taxonomy places the organism in Eukaryota, Metazoa, Platyhelminthes, Cestoda, Cyclophyllidea, Taeniidae. The coding region runs from base 1 to 435 and encodes 144 amino acids.
AUGCAAAAUGGUAAAAAGGAGAGGAAGCAAGAAAGAUAUCAGGAGAAACGGCUUUUUGGAAAGCUGAGAACUAAAAGUGUAGACGUGUGCACUGGUCUAGUCUGCAUUCCUCCACUCACAAUUUUGGCCCAUAUCUCUAAAGCUGUUUUUUGUGUCCGCAAUCUAGAAACGUACUCCAGCUCGUUUUAUUUAGUAGAUACUAUUACCCUCAACACAUUUCAUGUUGUUGACUCAGAAGCAGCUCAUGAAAUUGGUCUUCACACUCCCUCGAAGACAAUGAGCAAACGACAAAAGUCAGUACUACACACUGAAUUAAAGCUAUUGCCACCUAUCAAUGACAAAGAUAAAUUUCACUUGUCUGCGAAAGGCAAAUCAAACAAUGCUAGCUGUUACACCAAAUUUUCACCAAAUGCUGUAUUUGCAUUUUGGAUAUAG